This is a messenger RNA of Oncorhynchus keta (chum salmon), 1779 nucleotides long. Its product is annotated as UPF0575 protein C19orf67 homolog. Bases 326 to 1423 code for a protein of 365 amino acids. The record is from RefSeq and is a predicted model, not a curated record. The transcript has 8 exons. NCBI's taxonomy places the organism in Eukaryota, Metazoa, Chordata, Actinopteri, Salmoniformes, Salmonidae.
CAUAACUGUCAAGAGGUUUUGUGCAUGUUUCGGCCAGCAGAGGAAUCCGCUUGCUCUAGUCUAGUGUUUGCUUUAGGCGCUCACAGUAGUAGUUGUCGCACUAGGCUAGCCUGCAGACUGACAAAUUCAGUUGAGACCGGGGCCGAGCGUCAGAUAUAGAAUCCAAGAGAAAGAGAGGAGGCUGGAGACGGGAGACGGAUUGAGAACCGUACUUGUCAAGUUCUGAACUGACGGUGGGACGGGAACUUCUAAGGCGCCGCACAUGAGCUCUACAACGAUUCAGAGGAGUGCGGAAAGUGGCCUGUAUUGAGGCUACAAAGAAAGCAUGGAACAGGGGGAGCUGAGAAAUUAUCUUGGAUCAUCACCAGACACAGACAAUGUGGCGCAUGUAGAGUGUUGUGCUUUGGCGCCCUCGUGUUGCGACCAAAGGUACAGCACAGGGUAUGCUGAUUGGGAGGUCACGUCGUCAUGCCAGGAUAUCAACAGGAAGCAUCAUCAGAGGUUCCGAACCAUUGAGCGGCAACUCCAGUACCUGCUGGAUAAGGCGGAUGAGUAUCAGGCACACCUUUUAUACAGGCAUGACAACCUGCAGAAGGAACACUUUGCUCACGUGGUGCCUACUUUCCUGAGGACUUGUCAGCCCUACUUCACUUACCUGGAGUCGACCGCUCGCAGCUCCCUGCCCCAGAGCACGCCUCUACCCAUGUACAUCCGCUCACGAUUUUUAGACUUCUCCCAGCAGCUCUGUGAGAGGCUGGAGCAGCUGGUCUUGACCUAUGCCUCCUUUGACUUUCUCUCACUGGAAGAGACUGAUCCGGCAAGUGUCUCCCAUUUCUACAUUGGCAAGUGUCAGAUAGACAGUGUGGGGCUGUCCAUAUACAGGUACUGUCGUCUAGCCCCUUACCUGGCUGGGGUCCACACUGGCCUGUACAAACGCAUGCGCUGGAAUGUGGAGAGACCCAGAGAGAGCCUGCAGCAGGAAACGGAUGGCGAGAUGGAGGGACAUCCAGAGGAGGACAUGCCAGUGGCAGGGAAAGAGAGAGCCACCAACACAGAGUACUACUUCCUGUGCUACGAGGACGUCCCUGAGGAGCCUGCUGAGGGGGGCGAUGGAGAGGGAAAAGGGGAGACUGUUGCUAUGGGCAAUAUGGUCAAGAUGUGGACAAUCGGUCAGUGGAUCCAAACGUAUCCUGACCCCGUGAGGGACGACAUCUACGACUGGGUGCUAUGCUGGGUUCCACAGGCUAGAUACCACAGGCUGUUGUGGCUGGGAGAAGAGGAGCCCUCUGCUUGCAACGCUACUGACUGCCUGCUGGGGGUGUUGUUUUCUCAACAGACCCCAGUGGAAGGCCCCAGUCGUGAAACAGAGACGAGCCCCUGUUCUAGUACUGCCUUUGGCCAAAACAUGUUCUCAAUGAUUUAAAGGAUUUAACAGGACUUAUUGUUAGCUUUACAUUGUGUUAUGUUUGGCUAAUAUUUUCAAAUCUAAGUAACUAUUGGGAAGGACUUUAAGGACUGGACACUGACAAAGCUCUGGUUGCUACUAGCCAGUCAUCCAUGACAAAUAUUUUCCUUAUAGUUCCUUACGUAUUGUGUAAAAACAAAUAUAAUUUAUAAAGACAGCGGGUUUUAUUACCAGUUCCCUACCAGCUAGUGAUAGAUUUGAACUGUAUCUGAUGUUGUCUAUUCAUAUUCAAGGUUUUAUUGAGCGUGUGUUACUGUAUUCUGUGGUUGUUGGAAAUCAUUUUGUAUGAUCAGAAUAAAACUAUUGACCUGCCA